Messenger RNA from Durio zibethinus, 975 nucleotides. Lineage: Eukaryota; Viridiplantae; Streptophyta; Magnoliopsida; Malvales; Malvaceae. The record is from RefSeq and is a predicted model, not a curated record.
AUGAAGCUUAUACUCAUCAAGCCCAAUUCAACUUCAAUUGGGUCUUGCCUUGUGAUUUUGAUUUCCGCGGCUCUCAAAUCCUUACAAGUGGUGGAAAAUGAGAAGGAACCACCACAACUUCCUGCAAAUCCAACAGUAACUCAAAUGAAAAAUUAUAGUGAAGAAAAAGCAAAGAGGUACAAGGCUAAAAGCUGUAUAGAGUCUUCAGUUUUUGAUGACAUAUUCAUUAGAAUCAUGACUUGUGAAACUGCAAAACAAGCUUGGGAUGUGCUUAUGGAAGAGCUUCAAGGCAGUGACAAGACAAGACAAAUGCAAGUGUUGAAUCUUAGAAGAGAGUUUGAAGUCUUAAAGAUGAAGGAGUCUGAAAAUUUAAAGCAGUACAAUGACAGACUCAUGAAGAUAGUAAACAAGAUUAGAUUACUUGGUGAGGAGCUGUCAGACAAAAAAAUUGUAGAGAAGGUUCUUGUCAGCUUACCAGAGAGGUACUGUAAGCAGCUUGGUCACAUAGAGAAGGUAUGUAAAAAUAAAAAACAGCAGCAGCCAGAUCAACAAGCCAGAGUUGCUGACAAACAACAACAGCUAGAAGAGCAAGUUUUUGUUGUGACUUGCUAUGGAACCAGAACCUCCUUAAGUGCAUGGUUCAUUGACAGUGGCUGUACAUACCAUAUGGCAUCUGAUAUCAACAUGUUCAAAGAACUAGACAAGACCUGUACCUCUAAAGUCAGAAUAGGUAAUGGUGAUUUCAUAGAAGUAAAAAAAAAAAGAGUAGUGACAGUUGAGACACCAACAGGUACCAAACUCAUUUCAGAUGUGUUAUUUGUGCCUAAAAUAGAUCAAAACCAAUUAAGUGUAGGACAAUUGCUAGAAAAUAACUACUCUUUAGUUUUCAAAGACAAGGCAUGCACAAUUCAUGAUCCCACUGGCCAUAAACUCUUUACUGUUAAUAUGAAAGGAAUAUGUUUUUCCUUGAAUUGA